Molecule: messenger RNA, 1239 nt
Organism: Melanaphis sacchari
Lineage: Eukaryota; Metazoa; Arthropoda; Insecta; Hemiptera; Aphididae
Exons: 2
Coding region: 1-1239 (412 amino acids)
Molecular function (GO): nucleic acid binding
Source: RefSeq, a predicted model, not a curated record
AUGGCUGGAGUAGAAUUUUCGUCGCCGGUUAAACGAAAUAUCAAAGGAAAGGAAUUGGGAAUUGGUCAAAAGACAAUUUCAAACACAAUUGCCCAAUAUCGCGAAAACAAAACAGUGUCUUCGCCAAACAAAAUAAAAAUUUUCAAAAACGUUGAAACAAAAGUUGAUGAUUUUGAUAAAUAUGCCAUCAGAAGGAACUGUGAUCUGCUGACGUUAGAUAAAAUGUUGACGGUAGUUAAUGAAGAUAAAAGUCUACCAAAUUUCUCCCGCACAUCAUUAUAUCGAUUAAUGAAAUCAAUGGAAUUCGAAUAUGCUAAACGAGGUCGUAACAGCGCGUUACUUGAAAAAAACGAGAUAAUUCUUUGGCGAAGACAGUACAUUAGAGAUUUACGAAAAUACAGAGAAGAAGGUCGUCAAAUUUAUUUUCUCGACGAAACUUGGGUAAAUGCUGGAGAUGUUACGAGCAGAAUAUGGAGUGACAAUACUGUACAAUCUAGCCAAGACGCUUUUUCCCAGGGACUAUCAACAGGUGCAGUCAAUCCCACAGGUAAAGGGAAGCGACUCAUAGUAGUUCACAUAGGGUCCGAAGACGGAUUUGUUCCAGGUGGGCUUCUAUGUUUCGAAUCUAAAAAAAACACCCAAGACUAUCACGACGAGAUGAAUGGGGAUUCUUUUCGUGAUUGGUUGGAAGAUGUUUUGCCGAGACUCAAUGAAAAUUGUGUGAUUGUGAUGGACAACGCUCCUUAUCACUCAGUGAAAAAAAAGAAAUGUCCAACUACACAAUGGCGAAAGUCAGACAUCAUCAAUUGGCUCACAAGUAAAGGGGAGGUAAUCGAUAACUCGAUGAUAAUUCCGGAGUUAUUAGAAGUGGUAAAACGAUUGAAACCUUUGUAUUCAACCUAUGUGAUUGACGAAAUGGUUAAGGAGCAAAACAAAGUAGUCUUACGUUUACCUCCCUACCACUGUGAGCUAAAUCCUAUAGAAUUAGCUUGGUCUGUCGUCAAAAAUCACGUAAAAGCCAACAACAAAACUUUUAAGCUAGCCGACGUACAUAAUCUUCUAAUCGAAGGUACUGUAAAAGUUACUGUUGAGAUGUGGAAAAACUUUAUCAGCCACACCACGAAAGCAGAAGACAAGUUUUGGAAUAUGGACAAUUUGAUUGAUGAACUGAUGGCAGAACAACAGAGAGUUGUACUAACUAUCGGCAAUUCUGAUGACGAAGAUGAUUCUGAUUUUUAA